Daucus carota subsp. sativus is the source of this 994-nucleotide messenger RNA. Its product is annotated as cytochrome c oxidase subunit 5b-2, mitochondrial. The record is from RefSeq and is a predicted model, not a curated record. Lineage: Eukaryota; Viridiplantae; Streptophyta; Magnoliopsida; Apiales; Apiaceae. Gene Ontology annotation, biological process: mitochondrial electron transport, cytochrome c to oxygen. Bases 229 to 723 code for a protein of 164 amino acids. The transcript has 6 exons. Gene Ontology annotation, cellular component: mitochondrial envelope.
AAACGAGCAAGCAGCAAAGGCAGAAUUGACCAAAACAAAAUAUAAACAGGAGGCCAAACCCACCUUAGUCGCGCCUCCGUACCCACAGACCUAUUCCAUUUCAUUUGGCGAUUCAUCCCCCAAAUAUUUACACACACAAAGUGUGUGCGCCAAUCACACUUGAUCUACAAUCACAGUCCAAAAGUUAACAGAUCCACAAUUCAAAACCCUAGCUCACCUCCCCAAAUCAUGUGGAGAAGACUUUCUACGCAUCUCCGACCUCUCGCCGUCUCCCGAUCCGCGCCGCGACCUAAUCGCUCCGUCGCGCCCGGCGUUUCCUCCUCUACGCCGUCGUUUCGCCCCGCCGCUUCUAUUGUCUCUCGCUCUUUCACCGCUCCCGCAGGAGAUGGUGUUUCGAGUAAGAGAGUUGAAGAUGUAAUGCCGAUUGCUACUGGUCAUGAGCGUGAGGAGCUUGAAGCUCAGCUUCAAGGACGAGAUAUUUUGGAUAUUAACUUUCCUGAAGGUCCAUUUGGCACAAAGGAAGCACCUGCUGUUGUUAAGUCCUACUAUGAUAAAAGAAUUGUUGGAUGCCCCGGAGUUGAUGGAGAGGAUGAGCACGAUGUUGUUUGGUUCUGGCUAGAGAAAGGCAAGCCACACGAGUGUCCAGUAUGUUCACAGUACUUUGUGCUGGAAGUUGUUGGUCCAGGAGGACCACCAGAUGGUCAUGGCGAUGAUCAUCACUGAUUGCAGCUUCCAGUUCUACCGCUGGAAUAAAUUCUGGUGAGAUGAGGGUGAUCAGUGUAUUCUGUAGCUUAAGGAUUUAAAAGCUAUGCGAUUUAUUUUCUUUUUGAUGGGCUCUCAUAGUUGUUUUUUUGGCAAGUUUGGGAUAUAAUUUUUCUUUUUGAAUAUGGAUUUAUACGCAAGCCAGUCAUCUUUUGGACUUAUGGAUGCUGUAAUAGUUCCUCAAUGCAUCAUGAAAUAAUAGAUGGCGGAUUAGCUGGUUUUGUUUAUUGAA